Cooperia oncophora is the source of this 588-nucleotide messenger RNA. The record is from the annotation of a GenBank genome assembly. NCBI's taxonomy places the organism in Eukaryota, Metazoa, Nematoda, Chromadorea, Rhabditida, Trichostrongylidae.
AUGGGCGCGAAGAAUGCUGUCUGGCAGGUUGCAAAGUGGUCAGCUGACGGCGUAUCUUUGAACGAAGCCAUCGAGGAGCCAUCUCCGGUUGCUGUGGUGCGCAAAGAAAGGGGAUCUCGUCGUAAGAUAUUGUCCGAUCCUGAAUCUCAUGAAGUUAGAGAAAGUCUACAAGAAGAUUCAAUCUCCAUCGAUGAGAAUACUUUAAUGGCUCUUCGAAGACAUGCGGCAGCCGCGAAAAGUGUAAAAGAUGAUUUUUCUGCUGAUGUGGGAACGUCGAGCCCUGAGCAUGGUCAAAGUGAAGAGCACGCGCUUGAUGGUAGUUCAGCGGAGUCUCAUGAUACUACCAGUCGGGAACGUGAGCAGUUGACGGAAAUCGUUGAUGACCCGAGCGAUACAAUUCAAGCAGCAGAGCCAGUCACGAUUGCUUAUGAGUAUCUGUUGCAGCAAAACGUGCUACACCCAACUCUCUUGAAAGACGAAUCGAGUGCAAGGAAUUCCGGAGAAGUUCCUAAGAUGAAGAACAAAACCAUUGCCGAAAGGUCCCGCCGUCAUUUGGUGCUGAACGAUCGUGUCGAUAUAUGGACAAAG